AUGGCAGACAUAAUUGGCACCAUCGUCACUCUUGUGGAAACGGUUCAGUCUGCCGUCACUCUCUACCAGCGCAUCGACGGCCUACCCACACAAAUGACGCAACUCGGUAAACGAAUCGAGCGCCUGAGCCCAUUUUUGAGCCGGCUGGAAUCUUUCAUAAAAAAAAGACCAGCAGCUGCCUCCUCAAGCCUGUAUCCUGGCCAGAAACAAGAUCUCAGACAAUUGCUGGAUGCUAUCAACGGCCACAUCAAGAAGGCAACCGAUUUGUUUGAGCGAUACGAGAAAGGCAUUCUCUCGCGGUCUCAUGAUCUUGAAUUUCGAGCACGAUGGGUUUCACAAAUAUGGUUUUCCCUAGUAGAAAACAGCCCAGAGAAAGUCCAGGCAAUCCUGGAUGAUAUCGAAUACGACAGGGGCGUUCUUUCAGACUACCUCGCCCUAAUGGCUGUGGACAAACAACCCGAUAUCCCGAGUCCCAACCUGAUCACAAGUCCAGCCCCUAAAAAAAUUAUCAUCAACAGCCCUGCGAACAAGAACAUCGCUAAUUCCCCAAAGAAGAACAACUUAUCACCAUCGUCAGCACCAGCCAAACGACCAUCACCAUCACCAUCGCCGAUACCACGACAAGAUUUAAAGGUCCUCUUUGUCGACCCUUAUCAUGCUGAGCGAACAGCGAUCGCCGAGUCUCUCCUUGCCCUCUUUCGGGAGCUGACUCUACUGUACAAGUCAAACACACCCUGGCGCAUAUCAACCGUCUCGUCCGCUGGAUUCUUUGUCGAAAAUUCUUCUGAUUUGGUGCCAGUCAUCUCAUCCCUCAAUUACAGCUACUCAUCAUGGAAGAAGGAUUUCAAACCCGGCGGUCCGGGCGAUGUUCCAAAACCCGAAGCCCUGAAGGCCAUCUUUGACAACAACUGGGCAAACUACCCCUUUAAAAACGCGAUCAAGUCGCAAAUAUCAACUCGCCCCAGUGUAGGCUUGACAAAAGACGUGUUUAAGAAGUACGACUACAUCAUUGUCUUCACCAAGCGGGAGCACGACAACAUGGUCAAGCUCAAGGAAGCGGUAACUGCAAUGACAAAAGAGAGGCAAAGGGCACGGGUGUUACAUCUGGGAGUGUACUUGGGCGGGGAGAUUGUUUAUCCAACAUUGGCAAAAGGAGCGGGGGAAGUUAUUGAGCAGACAAACCGGCAUGAGUGGAACAAAAAGGUGGCUCAGAUCAAGACGGCGUUGAAGGAGUUCUUGAGGCAGGAGAUGCGGUGGCAAAUGCCAGAGCUACCUGGUCCAGAAAAGAACGAUGGGAAGCAAAUCAAGGAUACCGGGGAGAAGGAUGCAAAUGGAGUCAAGAACAAGAAGAAAGAAAGCGGUAAGGACAAGGUGAAUGCAGCUGGUAAAGCGAAGGGAAAGGGGUCUUAG
Podospora anserina S mat+ is the source of this 1410-nucleotide messenger RNA. RefSeq lists its product as uncharacterized. The coding region runs from base 1 to 1410 and encodes 469 amino acids. The record is from RefSeq and is a predicted model, not a curated record. NCBI's taxonomy places the organism in Eukaryota, Fungi, Ascomycota, Sordariomycetes, Sordariales, Podosporaceae. The transcript has a single exon.